Molecule: messenger RNA, 3553 nt
Organism: Ooceraea biroi (clonal raider ant)
Lineage: Eukaryota; Metazoa; Arthropoda; Insecta; Hymenoptera; Formicidae
Gene: Cse1
Product: chromosome segregation 1
Biological process (GO): protein import into nucleus; protein export from nucleus
Cellular component (GO): cytosol; nuclear envelope
Molecular function (GO): nuclear export signal receptor activity; small GTPase binding
Source: RefSeq, a predicted model, not a curated record
UGACUAAAUACAAUUAAUAUAUAGCUUAUAUUAAUUUAGAUAACAAAUUAUUGUAACAAAUUUCAUAUAAUUACAUCUUGUCUUCUAAUAAAUUUAUGGUUUUCUAGAAUGCUUUGAUACAUAUAUUACUUUAUAAAAUAUAUUAUUUAUCAACAUUUAAGUCAGACACUCUAAUCAUAUGAAUUUUCGCACCUUUAAUUUUAAUUGAAAUACAAAAACAAUGUUUAUAAAUUAUCGUUGUUUCCCGCCACUGUCGUUGAGCGCUGCGAGCGCUACUUAACGGCCAAUGGCGGCUUUCGCUAGAAUUUUUGUAAUUUGCCGCAAGCGAAAGGCGGUUGCGAGUAUCAUGCGGUGUUAAUUGUCGGUUUCUGCGUUUCUGCGAAGAACGAGCAAGUAAUAAAAGAAAAAUACAGAAUUGAAGAGUAGCUACUGUCCGUCAUCGCCGGCAUGGAGCUCAGUAACGACAAUAUAUUGACGCUCAGCGAAUAUCUGAACCAAACUCUCAGUCCAGACGUCCAGGUUAGACGUCCAGCUGAGAAAUUUUUGGAGUCGGUGGAAGUGAAUAAGAACUAUCCAUUAUUGCUGCUUCAUUUAGUAGAUAAAUCUGACGUUAACAUAACGAUUAGGAUCGCUGGUGCAGUUGCCUUUAAGAAUUAUGUUAAGCGUAAUUGGAAAGUGGAGGAGGACUCGACGGAUCGCAUACACGACGAGGACAGAACGGCGAUCAAGAAGCUGAUCGUCACGCUAAUGUUACACUCGCCGGAAUCCAUACAGAAACAACUGUCAGACGCCGUGUCAAUUAUUGGGAAGCACGACUUCCCGAAUAAAUGGCCCGACUUGAUAGAUCAGAUGGUGGAGAAGUUCAAUACCGGUGAUUUCUAUAUAAUUAACGGAGUUUUGUACACCGCACAUUCCUUGUUUAAGAAGUAUAGGUACGAAUUUAAAAGCGAGGUCCUGUGGACGGAGAUCAAGUUUGUGCUAGACAAGUUUGCGAAGCCCCUGACGGAUUUAUUUUUAGCUACAAUGAAUUUAACGCAAGUACAUGCGAAUAACGUAGAAGCCUUAAAAGUUAUAUACAAUUCGUUAGUGACAAUAUGUAAAGUGUUUUAUUCUCUUAAUUUUCAAGAUCUGCCGGAAUACUUCGAGGACAAUAUGGAGCCCUGGAUGAAAAACUUUCAUACUUUGUUAAACAUCGAGGUGCCCUCCCUGCAGACUACGGAUGAGGAAGAAGCGGGUGUAAUAGAACAAUUGAAAUCUCAAGUGUGCGACAAUAUUAGUCUGUAUGCACAGAAGUACAAUGAGGAGUUCCAGGGAAUUUUACCCGAAUUUGUUACGGCGAUUUGGAAUUUACUCACGUCCACUGGACAACAAUCCAAAUACGAUGCUCUGGUCUCAAAUGCGUUACAAUUUUUGGCUACAGUAGCGGAUCGAGCGCAAUACAGACAUUUAUUCGAAGACCCGACAGUUCUUAGCAACAUUUGCGAGAAAGUUAUUAUCCCCAAUAUGGAAUUUAGAGAAUCGGACAAAGAAUUAUUUGAGAGUAAUCCUGAGGAGUACAUCAGACGAGAUAUCGAAGGCAGUGAUGUGGACACCAGAAAACGUGCCGCGUGUGAUUUAGUAAAAGUGUUGUUUAAAUACUUCGAGGUGAAAGUUACAGAAAUUUUAGGGCCGUAUACACAGAUAAUGUUACAAAAUUAUGCCGAAAACCCCGUGAAGCACUGGCGUAGCAAGGACGCCGCUAUCUACCUCGUUAUUAGUUGCGCGAGCAAAGCGCAGACACAGAAACACGGUGUCACUCAGAGCAGCGAGCUCGUCUCGCUGCCGCAAUUUACUCAACAGCAUAUCCAACCUGAGUUGGCAAAAGUGGAUGUGAACGAGUUUCCUGUACUUAAAGCGGACGCAAUAAAGCUGAUAAUGACGUUUAGAUCGAUACUGCCGCACGAAAUGGUAGUAGGCAGUUUACCGCACUUAAUCAGACACCUAAGCGCCAACAGCAUCGUCGUACACAGUUACGCCGCUUGUGCGAUUGAGAAGAUAUUGGCGAUGAGAGCAGCUGACAAUUCAUCCAUAGUCAAAGGAGCCGGUCUGGCACCACUGGCGGCAGACUUGCUGAAGGGACUUUUCGCGUGUCUAACGAUGGCGGGCUCCGAGGAGAACGAGUACGUAAUGAAAGCCAUCAUGAGAAGCUUCAGUAUUCUGCAGGAAGCCGUGAUGCCGUUCCUGGCCGACCUGCUUCCAAAGCUCACCGAAAUUCUCGCGGUUGUCUCGAGGAAUCCAAGCCGGCCGAAUUUCAACCACUACCUCUUCGAAACUUUAAGUUUGUCCAUUAAAAUCGUCUGUAAAACGAAUCUCGAAGCGGUGUCGUCCUUCGAGCAAGCGCUGUUUCCCAUUUUCCAGGGAAUUUUACAACAGGACAUACCGGAAUUUAUUCCUUACGUUUUCCAAAUUCUCGCGCUGCUUCUGGAGCUACGACCUCAAAAUGUGCCAGAACCGUACAUGGCUCUGUUCCCGUGUCUCCUAACGCCCGUACUGUUCGAACGCCAAGCUAAUAUCCACCCCUUGAAUCGUUUGCUGCAAGCGUUCAUUAGUCACGGCUCGCAGCGAAUCGUGGAAGAAGAAAAGACGAGUUCGCUGCUGGGAGUCUUUCAAAAGUUAAUUGCAUCGAAAGCGAACGAUCACGAAGGAUUUCUGCUAUUACAGAGCAUUAUCGAAUACUUUGCACCGAACACUUUAGAACCAUACAUGAAACAAAUCUUCGUGCUGCUCUUUCAAAGACUCUCGUCGUCGAAAACGACGAAAUUUGUAAAAGGUUUCAUAAUAUUCUGCGCGCACUACAUCAUCAAGUAUGGAUCGUCAAGCUUGAUAACGAUUAUCGAUCAAAUACAGCCACAAAUGUUCGGAAUGGUAGUGGACCGUGUGUUCAUAACUAAUCUGCACAAGAUAUCGGGCGAGAUAGAACGUAAAGUAGCGGCUGUCGGACUCUCAAAUCUGCUGAUCGAUUGUCCGGCGAUGCGCGAGGCUCCGUACGACUCGUACUACGCCCGCUUGCUAAUUGUGUUAGUGGCGUUCUUCGAGAUGCCGCAGGAUCAGAGCGCGAUACCGGAAGAGGACGUGCUCCCGGAGUUCGAUGAUGCGGUCGGAUACCAAGUGGGUUACAGUCAACUGAUUUGUGCGAGAACGUCACGGAAAGAUCCCUUGCAAAACAUCGGUGACGUGCGUUUCCACUUGAUACAAGGCCUCGGUCGAUUACCGUCGGAACAUUUGUCAAGGUUGCUGGGCCACGUUCCCGAGCCGGAUGCGAAACACUUAAGAGACUACUUCCAAACAGCUGGUAUCACUAUUGCAUAAUACAAACUAGAUGUCCUAAACAGAUUGAAAGUUCACCUAAUAGCUCGGAAGAUGAACAAUAUUGAAUUGAAUAAAUUGUAAGUAGAGGAAGACCUUUUUAUACAAUUAUAUAUACACAUUUUGUGAAGCUCGCCAUGUUCGCUAUAAACAUGCAUUAAAUCCGCCAAACGACUGAUGUUCAAUAAAUAUGUGGUUUAUUUCUGUU